Pecten maximus is the source of this 3459-nucleotide messenger RNA. RefSeq lists its product as uncharacterized. The transcript is spliced from 2 exons. Lineage: Eukaryota; Metazoa; Mollusca; Bivalvia; Pectinida; Pectinidae. Gene Ontology annotation, molecular function: nucleic acid binding. Gene Ontology annotation, biological process: DNA integration. The coding region runs from base 1 to 3135 and encodes 1044 amino acids. The record is from RefSeq and is a predicted model, not a curated record.
AUGACAAUUCCAGAUACAGGGGCUACCUCGGUGAUUAACUGUCAAAUGGACACUGGGUCGACUUGCAAUUUAAUUAGUCGUCUCGAGUAUGGAAAGCUGGCGCAGGAUUUGAAUCCAUUACUAGAACUGAGUAAAGUUCGCUUGAAACUGUAUGACAACACAAGACUACAACCCAUUGGAAAAUGUGACAUUCGAUGUCAAGUGGGUAAGGUGACCCAAACUCUGGAAUUUCUGGUUGUGGAUGUUGAACAGACACCGCUGUUAUCUGCCGAAGCGUGUGAACUAUUAGGAUUAUUGACUGUCAACUCGGUGAACUGUGUCAAAUUGUCAGAUAAGCCAUUAACCCUGCAUGACAUAAUGAAUGAAUACAGUGACCUGUUCGAAGGCCUUGGUCAAUUGCCGGGAGAUUAUCAGAUCGACAUAGAUCCUACAGUUAAACCGGUUCAACAUCACCCGAGGAAAGUGCCUGAAGCACUUAAGAAAGACUUGCGUAAGGAACUUACAAGGCUCGUAGAGAAGGGUGUUAUACAGAAAGUGACAACCCCAACAGAUUGGAUUAGCAGUAUGGUUGUUGUCAGGAAGUCGUCGGGAAAACUCAGAAUUUGUAUUGACCCGAAGGACCUCAAUAGCGCGAUAAGAAGGUCACACUAUCCUAUGACAACUGUAGAGGAUAUCUUACCAAACCUCUCAAAGGCGAAAGUCUUCACAGUGCUAGAUGCAAAGGAUGGUUUCUGGCACGUGAAACUGGAUACACCGAGUAGUUAUUUAACUACCUUCUGGACUCCAUUCGGACGUUAUCGAUGGAUUCGCAUGCCUUUCGGAAUCUCUUCGGCGCCCGAGGAAUUCCAACGCAGACAGCAUGAGGCAUUUGAAAAUCUCACAGGGUCAGAGGUCAUAGUUGAUGAUAUCUUGGUAUACGGGAGCGGAGAUACCAUGCAGGAGGCGAUUCAUGACCAUGACAUUAACCUCAGAGCCACACUCGAAAGAGCGAAAUCAGUAGGAAUUAAGCUGAAUCGCGACAAACUCAAGUUACGACAAACUGAAGUACGGUAUAUGGGACAUCUAUUAACCUCGGACGGUAUUCGCCCUGAUCCAACAAAGGUUCAAGCUAUUACGGAGAUGCCAAAACCCACAGACAUGAAGGCGGUACAGCGCUUUGUAGGAUUUGUCACUUACCUCGCAAAAUUUGUACCACAUCUUUCGGAGACGAUCGAGCCGCUUCGUCGACUUACAAUGAAAGACGCAGUCUGGACAUGGCAAUCGCAGCAGGAAGACGCAUUCCAGAACGUUGUGAAACAAAUCACCAGUCAGCCCGUACUGAAGUACUACGACUUAAACAAGGAAGUCACUAUACAAUGCGACGCUAGCGAAGUAGGUCUUGGAGCUGCGCUGCUUCAAGAUGGAUUACCUGUCGUUUACGCUUCGCGAGCUCUUUCGUCAACCGAGCAACGAUACGCUCAAAUUGAAAAAGAAUGCCUAGCAAUCGUGUUCGCAUGCGAAAGGUUUGAACAAUAUAUACUGGGCAGAGACUUUGUGACAGUAUGCUCAGAUCAGAAGCCACUUGAAAGUAUUUUCAAGAAACCCCUUAAAGCAGCACCUAAACGGCUUCAAAGGAUGUUGCUACGCCUGCAAGCCUACACCCUGAAGGUGGAAUACAAGAAGGGGAAAGAGAUGUAUGUAGCCGAUACUCUCUCGCGAGCGUAUUUACCCCUCGAGAGCUCAGUGGAAUCUAGUGCGCGUAGACUAGAGUAUGAACAGGUUAACUUCACUGAAUCGCUCAAUGUCAGUGAGCCGCGACUCGGACAGAUUCAGACGCACACAACGCAAGAUACGUGUCUACAGACAUUGAAAUCGGUAAUACUGUCUGGCUGGCCUGAUACCAAAGAGGAGGUACCAGUUACAAUUCGCGAAUAUUGGAACUUCAGAGACGAACUCGCAGUGCACAACGGAAUUCUAUUCAAAGGAAGCAGAGUUGUGAUUCCGAAGUUACUCCGUAAAGAAAUGUUGACCAGGAUACAUUCAAGUCACCAGGGGAUAGUGUCAUCCUUGAGUAAGGCUCGUGGAGUGAUUUUCUGGCCAAACAUGGGUAACGAAAUACGAGAUCAUAUCCAGCAAUGCGGGACCUGUUGUGAGUACGACAUUCGUCAGCAGAAGGAACCCUUGAUAACGCAUGAUAUUCCCGACCACCCAUGGGGGAAAGUCGGAGUAGACCUGUUUACACUGCAGAAAACAGAUUAUCUAGUGUCGGUUGACUAUUAUUCUGAUUUCUGGGAGAUUGAUACACUAUCAGACACUACAGCAGCCACAGUGAUUGCCUGCUUGAAAAGACAUUUCAGUAGACAUGGCAUCCCAGACAUCGUUAUGUCAGAUAACGGACCACAAUUCAGUAGUGCUGAAUUCGCAGAAUUCGCGCGCGAGUGGGAAUUUAGUCAUACCACUUCAUCACCUUACCAUAGCCAGUCGAAUGGUAAAGUUGAAUCAGCAGUCAAGAUAUCCAAAACCAUCUUGAAGAAAACCAUUAGGAAUGGUCAGGAUCCAUGGAAAGCUAUUCUUGAUUGGCGGAACACCCCUACAGCAGGAAUGGACAGUAGUCCUUCCCAAAGACUGAUGUCGCGACGAACAAAGGGAACGCUACCUGUCGCUGCUGUGCUUUUGCAACCAUGUGUCGUCGCAGACGUUGAUGAGCGCAGAGUGCGAAAACAACAACGCGCCAAACAACAGUACGAUAAAACCGCGAAAGAACUUCCAGAGCUUAAAAUUGGACAGCCAGUACGUAUGGCCCCGUUACCAACUGAUCGCGAUAAAAAAUGGAGAUUUGGUAGAUGUGUAGACACUUGUGGUCAAAGAAGUUAUGUGGUCGACAUAGCUGGUAAGCUAUAUAGGCGUAACCGUAAAUUCAUCAGCCCAACUCGGGAGGACUCGCCAUCAUCGUGUACUGAUGUUAUCGAGUAUGAGUCAUUUCCGACAAAUACUAGUGCUACCCCUAUAACCAGUACCGUACGUGAUCCAAUGGCGCCCAACACACCUGGAAUACGCCCAGAACAACCUGGUCCAAAUAUUAACACUACUCCUGGUCCCAAAGGCACCACUCGGAGUGGCAGGAUGGUGAGAGCACCAGUUAAGCUGGAUUUAUAGACUUGUCGCGUUCUGAUUUAUAGACUUAUCGCGUCGCGUUGUGAGUUAUAGAACUUUCAGUGUUAUUUUGACUUAUAGCGUUUCUUCCAGUUAGAACAAUAGUUCUUUUAUUGACUUUAAAUUUUCUUUGUGUUCCUUAAAGAAAGGGAGAUGUUACAUAUAGCUAAAUAUGUUGGAGCUCGUACUGAGUAUUAUUUGUAUGUACACCGAGACCGGUGACGUCAUGAGUUUUGGGAGUUAAUAAAAUGUCGCCUUACAUAAGCGUGUUGCUAGUCCUUACAAUGGUGACACGAAUAUUUCCUCAGCUGACAACAUAAAAAUCGC